Dicrocoelium dendriticum is the source of this 1489-nucleotide messenger RNA. The record is from the annotation of a GenBank genome assembly. NCBI's taxonomy places the organism in Eukaryota, Metazoa, Platyhelminthes, Trematoda, Plagiorchiida, Dicrocoeliidae.
GUACAUGAUCAUCCAAAUGGAGCUGUGUGCAACGAAGACGCUGCGUCAUGUGAUCGACUUCGAAAGCCUCUCGGCAAAUCCCGGUCGAGCAUGGGGCCUGUUUCGCGAGUUGACUGACGGCCUCGCGUACAUUCAUUCCAAAAACGUGAUCCAUCGGGAUUUGAAACCAGCCAAUAUUAUGCUCGACACGAACGAUCACGUGAAAAUUGUGGAUUUCGGACUGGCUACACGUACUGUGAACGAGCAAGUGGUCAACGUGUUGCAUCACGUCGAGAUGAUGCAGAAGCACACAGGGGAAAUCGGAGCUGCUCCCGGUCAAUCUCAGGCAGCAGAAGUAAGCGGUCAGCCGUCUCCCGGCCUAUCGCCUAGCGCCAAAUUCAAAGCAUGUGCCAAAAAUUUGGCGAUGUUCGAGCGCUCUAUGACCCGGGAUGUUGGCACCUAUUUGUACAUGAGCCCCGAGGUCCUGGACAACAAACGGAAGCGGCUGUUCUAUGACGAGCGCGUUGACAUAUACAGCCUGGGUAUCAUCCUAUUCGAAAUGUUCUACCACGCCAUGCCCACUGUGGCCGAACGAAUCGAGGUAUUGUCUGAACUUCGCAAAGAGCAAAUUGUUUUUCCUGCGGAUUGGCACACCAAAAAGCUGUCCAACCAAACACGGUUGAUUCGUUCCAUGCUCGAGCAUGAUCCCGAUCGCCGUAUAAGUGCAUCUGAUCUGCUCGCUUCUCCUUACGUGCCACCGCUGAAAUCCACGGAAGCGGCUUUUCGUAAGCAAUUGGUUGAAAUUUGCAAAGAGCCAAAUAGCAAAAUGUAUCGAUUUGUGGCAAACACUAUGUUUGCGCAAUCUUGCUCUCGUGCAACAGAUAUCCUUUACGAUCGCGAGAUUGGGUCAGAAUUUUUGCUCGGCAAUCUGUCUUCCGAUGAUCCUGGCUUAGAAUUGGACAAUCGCAGCUGGACUUCGAUCACCUCGUGUGAGAUGGAGCAUCAGCUCCACUUGGCCUAUCAGAGUGUGCACAGAACAUUGGUGCGUCAACUGGAGUCCAUUUUUCUCGUACACAAUGGCGUCUUCCUUCAACCUCCGUCAUUGAUGCCAGUGAGUGAAGGACCAGUCUCCCCUCCGCAGCCCAAACCCGAGUCUUCCCCAGUUCCCACCAAGACAAGUACUCAGUCUUUAGACCAGUCUAUAUCCAAGGCACGCAACACUAUCGCGUCCACUGGCCCGGUGUUCCUAGAUGUGCAUGGCUCACCUGUGUGUCUUUCUGACUCAUUGCACUUACGCUUCGCUCGAUACUUGGCUCGUUCUGGUUCCGUGCUGCUCACAACCGAAGAGGACUUUUGCCUCAAGCGGUAUCAGUUCGGUCGUGUCUAUCGUGCGGGUAAUCACACUCCGUCCGCCACCGAUUGGCAGCCCAGUCUGUCUGAUCAUCCACUGGAAACCGAGCAAGCUGCUUUCGAUGUAGUCACUCAGUCACUCAGCGGUAGUAUUUGUUGA